UACCUUAUUUGCAUCAUCUGAUUCUGAAGAGCGUUAAUUUUCCUUCUUUUGGAUAUGAUAAGUUUAUUUUAUCACAAGUUCACAACCAAUACAAACUUUUUCCUGCUCAGUGUGUGGCCGGAGAUUCUUUCAGAUGGCGGAGAAGAGUAAGAUUCUGAUAAUCGGAGGAACGGGAUACAUCGGAAAAUUCAUCGUCCAAGCCAGCACCUUUGUCGGUCACCCGACCUUCAUUUUAGUUAGAGAGGCCACUCUCUACAACCCUGCGCCUCACAAAUCUGACCUCAUUCAAAACUUCAGAAAUUCCGGCGUCAACUUCAUCCUUGGAGAUUUGUAUGAUCACGAGAGCCUGGUGAAAGCAAUAAAGCAAGUGAAUGUGGUGAUAUCAACUGUUGGCUACGCUCAGUUGAAUGAUCAAGACAAGAUCGUAGCUGCUAUUAAGAAGGCAGGCAAUGUUAAGCGAUUCUUUCCUUCAGAAUUCGGGAAUGAUGUGGAUCGAGUUCAUGCUGUUGAGCCGGCUAAAACAACGUUUGCACAAAAGGCUCAAUUUCGUCGCCUUAUUGAGGCAGCAGGAGUCCCUUUUACCUAUGUCUCAAGCAACUUUUUUGCUGCUAUAUUUGUUAGAACACUGGCACAACUAGACGCCACGGCUCCACCGAGGGACAAGGUUGUUAUCUUAGGGGACGGGAAUGUAAAAGCUGUGUAUAAUAGGGAAGAGGAUAUCGCAAUUUACACCAUUAAAGCAGCGGAUGAUCCAAGAACCUUAAAUAAGAUCCUCUACAUUAGGCCUCCUGCCAACACAAUUUCUAUGAAUGACCUAGUGUCCUUGUGGGAGAAAAAGAUUGGCAAAGACCUCGAAAAAAUAUAUGUUCCAGAGGACCAAGUUGUGAAAAACAUUCAAGAAGCCUCAGCCCCACUGAACGUGAGACUAGCAAUUUCCCACUCUGUUUUUGUUAAGGGGGAUCAGACAAAUUUUGAGAUUGAACCCUCAUUUGGUGUGGAAGCAUCGGAGCUUUAUCCUGACGUCAAAUACACCACUGUAGACGAGAUGCUUGACCACUAUGUUUGAUAUGGGAAUCUUUCAGUUGGUUUCAUCAGUUCAUUUCCUCCUUUUAGGUGUUUAGAGCACGAUGCUGAGGGCCAAACAGAUCCCUUCCCCUUCAUGUCUACAAGAUACUUCGUUAAGUGAGAUAGACGAACAAACUUUUUAAUACAGGUUAUGUGAUCUUGCGGCCUUUGCUUGUUACUAUUAGAUUAUCAAGAUUCUGUUCCA
This is a messenger RNA of Sesamum indicum (sesame), 1270 nucleotides long. RefSeq names its product phenylcoumaran benzylic ether reductase POP1. The record is from RefSeq and is a predicted model, not a curated record. Lineage: Eukaryota; Viridiplantae; Streptophyta; Magnoliopsida; Lamiales; Pedaliaceae. Gene Ontology annotation, molecular function: oxidoreductase activity.